AUGGAAACUGGAGAGACGUGCGGUGCCUGGUCGAUGCCUUCCGGCGGGUCUCUGUGCCUGCUCGGCUGGCUCCUGGUGUGGCCUGGACUGCUGCUGAUGAGUAUGACCAUCCCGGACUGUCGCCAGCCACGCUUUCGCAUGUGGUUCCCCCUCACCUUUGUGGCAGCCAUUGUCUGGGUCGGUCUACUCUCAUACUUCAGCGUCUGGAUGGUUACCGUUAUCGGACUAGGCAACAUGGCCCUGUGCAACUUGCUGGGUAGCAACGUUUUCGACAUCCUCUUCUGCUUGGGCGGGCCGUGGUUUGUCAAGGCAGCUUUCUUCUCGCCCGAUCAGCACAAAGUGCUUUUUAGCAGCGCCGGCGUCAGUUUCAGCGCCGCUGUCCUGCUGACGCUCGUGCUCAUACUCUACCUGUUCCUGGCAGGGUUCUGCUGGAAGCUCGACCUUCGCGUCGGACUCGCCUGUCUGCUGCUGUACGCCGCGUACAUAGUGAUCGCGUGCAUGUACGAGAUGAAUGUGUUCGGCGUUGUGAACAACCUUCUGUGCUUGUAG
Molecule: messenger RNA, 549 nt
Organism: Rhipicephalus sanguineus (brown dog tick)
Lineage: Eukaryota; Metazoa; Arthropoda; Arachnida; Ixodida; Ixodidae
Product: probable sodium/potassium/calcium exchanger CG1090
Exons: 2
Coding region: 1-549 (182 amino acids)
Biological process (GO): calcium ion transmembrane transport; intracellular calcium ion homeostasis
Cellular component (GO): membrane
Molecular function (GO): calcium, potassium:sodium antiporter activity; calcium channel activity
Source: RefSeq, a predicted model, not a curated record